This is a messenger RNA of Papaver somniferum (opium poppy), 1631 nucleotides long. Its product is annotated as zinc-finger homeodomain protein 2-like. NCBI's taxonomy places the organism in Eukaryota, Viridiplantae, Streptophyta, Magnoliopsida, Ranunculales, Papaveraceae. Gene Ontology annotation, biological process: regulation of DNA-templated transcription; regulation of developmental process. Bases 579 to 1295 code for a protein of 238 amino acids. Gene Ontology annotation, cellular component: nucleus. The transcript is spliced from 2 exons. The record is from RefSeq and is a predicted model, not a curated record. Gene Ontology annotation, molecular function: transcription cis-regulatory region binding; DNA-binding transcription factor activity.
CCAAGAUUUAUUUUCAGAUUUUCACUUCUCUGUUUUUCUGUAUUUUUCACUUUCAUACUUUAAAGUAAACCAACAGUUAAAAGCAGCAACAACAACACAGUGAGGUUGUGAGAGAGAAAGAGUUGGAUUUAGAUAAGUCGUGUACCGGUUAUAGCCAGUCAAAUAUUUUUUAGCUUUGUUCAACUGUUCAAGUAAACUCUUUUUUUUUCUUAAUUUUGUAUUAUUAUUUGUUUGUUCUUUGUCUGAGCUUGAAGGGUUUUUUUUUUAGAGAGAGAGAAACAGAUUGAUAAAAGUUUCAGAAACUGAAAAUCUCAUUUUUAGGGUUUUCAGGGAAGUUAUAUAUAUUCUUAAAUUUUAGUCUAUUUAAAAAAAAAAAAAAAAAAAAAAUUGUUGUUGUUGCAGGAGGAGAAUUGAUGUUGUCCACACUCUCCUCCGUUAUCCCUUAUCUUCUUCUUCACCUGAUCCAAAUCACAGAAAUUUAAACAUAACAAAGUUAGGGUUUCUGUUUCCAUCUUAUCGUCUUCAUUUUUUAGACUCUAGCUAAAGAGAGAAUUUAACCAGUCGUGGAGAAGAGAAAAAUGGAUUUUGACGAGGAGCUGGGAGAUGAAAAGUUUGGAGUUUCACCAACGAGCUACGAAUCAUCUCGACCAACAAAAAUGGUGGCAACCGGAGAAGUAGUAGCAGUGUCUACACGUAAAUCAGCUUGUAGAUACAGGGAGUGUUUAAAGAAUCAUGCAGUAAAUAUAGGAGGACACGCAGUAGAUGGAUGUGGAGAAUUUAUGGCAGCAGGUGAAGAAGGUUCACUAGAUGCACUGAAGUGUGCAGCUUGCGGUUGUCAUAGGAAUUUUCAUAGAAAAGAAAUUGAAGGCGAAGGUUUUCAUCACCAUCCAAGCUUUACACCUUACAGUAGUUAUCGUGCACCGGGUCAUGGUGAUAGCGGUACUUACUUACACGUACCCGCUCGUCCAUUAGCUUUACCAUCAACAUCUGGUGGUGGAGGGAAUAACACUAGUAGAGAUGAUCAAGAUGAAGAUAACUCACACCCUACAAGUAGUGGUGGAUUAUCAUCAAGGAAAAGAUUCAGAACGAAAUUUAGUCAAGAACAAAAAGAUAAGAUGUUGAGUUUUGCUGAGAAAUUAGGUUGGAGAAUACAAAAACAUGAUGAAGCUGCUGUUCAACAGUUUUGUAAUGAAACUUGUGUAAAGAGACAUGUUCUUAAAGUUUGGAUGCAUAACAACAAGCACACUCUUGCUAAAGGGUGCAUGAUGAUGAUGAUGAUCAAGCCAAGGAGCUAGUGAGUGAAAGGUACUAAAAUUGGGGCAAUUUUCAUCAGGAGACAUUUUUACCUCCUCUUAUCUCUUUCUUUCUAUAUGUAGGGCUAGCUAGUGACUUAAUUUUUAAUUAGUUUGAGUCUUUUUUUAAUUAAUCUUUUCAUCCUAUCUUUCACCAUUUCAGGUUUAGUUUUUUCUUUUUUCAAAUUAAUAAUGUUAAUGAUGUUUAGUUAUGUUGUCGUUUUAAUGUGUUAAACGGGGAAAUUUAGAUGACAUGAUUGUGGGAGUCAGAAUUGUUAACGAGCCAUUGCUCAUACUGGUCGGUUACUAAUUAGCAAGAUCUGUUUGUCUUGAUGAUGC